Hibiscus syriacus is the source of this 1800-nucleotide messenger RNA. RefSeq lists its product as uncharacterized. The transcript is spliced from 4 exons. NCBI's taxonomy places the organism in Eukaryota, Viridiplantae, Streptophyta, Magnoliopsida, Malvales, Malvaceae. The coding region runs from base 1001 to 1693 and encodes 230 amino acids. The record is from RefSeq and is a predicted model, not a curated record.
AAAAAACGAACUCAAAUUACAUGCGCACGCGUAAGCUCGCCUAACUUACGAAAUUUGAACCAAAUUCGGCACCAAAAAGCCUCAUUUACGGCGCCACGUUAUCGACCAGAUCGCGGCAAUUCCAGGUAAGAGGGGGAAGAGGGAGAUCCAAAUGGUGAUUGAGACUUGGCUUUGAUUUCCAGAGCCUUAAGAGUGGGAAGCAAAAACAGAGAGGAUUGGACAGACAAAAACAAGAAUCGUACAGAUCUGCUUGCCGCCGGACGUCAAAAGAUACUUGGCCGAUUGCCAAUAUGCAGGACCCUUUGGACGGCGAUGCAAUAGUUGAAGUUUGCAGUUUAAUCUGGCAUUGCCUGCAAGAUUUGAGAACUGAAAUUACUGCACUAAAAGAAAAGUUGAUUGUGCAGUCAAAAUCAUUACAAGAUGGAAUGUAUUCGGGGUCUUAUAUAGAGAACAAAUUCUAUGAAAGAGUCAUUUGAAGCUAUGAAGAAAACAUUAUACAUAUAGAAUCAGCUGGGAAAGAGAAAGACAUGGAGAUUGUUGUGUUGAGAAGAAAAAUUGCCUUGCUUUAUGAAGCAUGUACUAAUUCAGUCUUGGAGAUUGAAAAUCAAAAAGCUGAGUUGUUAGGAAAUAAUUUGGCUGCUGCAGAUCUGGUGACUAACAUGAAGCCUAUAAUAUCAGGUGAUGGAGUACUUUCUUUUAGUGGACAAAGUAGUGUUGCCACUGAGGAAAAUAUCAAGACCAUGGCAGAAAAACUUUUUUCAGCAGUGAAAUUUUUUUCGAGUGUGAAAGCUGAAAUUAUUGAAGGAAGCCAAAGGGAAAUGAAAAUAACCAUAGCAAAUUUGCAGAAAGAGCUUCAGGAGAAGGAUAUCCAGAAAGAUCGGAUAUGCAUGGAGCUUGUUGAUCAAAUCAAGUUAGCUGAAGCGUCUGCCACGAAUUACACACACGAGAUCUUCAAUCUUCAAAAACCCUGGUGUAUGAUUUGGAGAAAGAACUGGAAGUAAUGAGGGAAGAACAGACUUCACUGCAGCAGAGAGUAAAAGAACUGCAAGAUGUGCAAGCCAAUACAGUGGAAUUGCAGGAUAGAGUCAAAUCACUGACAGAUGUAUUAUCAUCGAAAGACCAAGAAAUUGAAGUCCUUAUGCAAGCACUUGAUGAGGAGGAGUUCCAAAUGGAAGAGUUGACAAAAAAGAUCGAGGAACUGGAAAAAGUACUACAGCAGAAGAACACAGAUUUAGAGAACCUUGAAGCUUCUCGGGGAAAGGCUGUGAAAAAGCUUUCCGUUACAGUGAGCAAGUUUGAUGAGCUUCGUGCUCUAUCAGAAAGUCUUAUUACCCAGGUUGAACAGCUGCAAUCACAACUACAGGAUCUGGAUGCUGAGGUUUCCUUCUUAAGACAAGAGGUCACGAGAUGCACCAAUGAUGUUCUUGCUGCAUCACAAAUAAGCAAUAAAGAAAGCUCAGAUGAGAUAAAUGAGUUUUUGAUUUGGUUUGAAUCAAUUGUUCCCCGUGUCGGUUUUCCUGAUCUUCAUUUUGAUACGAAGAAUAGUCAGGUGCCUGAUUACAAGGAAAUAAUACAUACAGGGAUUAGGUCUAUUGAACUAGAAGACCUCGGGGGGUUGCUAAAAAUAGGGAUGAAUUGUUGCAAGCAGAAAGGAGUAAAGUGGAGGAGUCGACGCACAGAGAAGAAACCCUAAGGAAGACUUUGCAUGAGAAGGAAUCCCAGUUAAAUUUGCUUGAAGGUUUGGGAGCUGUGGGUCAGGCAGCCAGUUUGAAGUCUGAAAUCGUGGAGGUUGAACAUGUG